Molecule: messenger RNA, 1869 nt
Organism: Panicum virgatum (switchgrass)
Lineage: Eukaryota; Viridiplantae; Streptophyta; Magnoliopsida; Poales; Poaceae
Product: tyrosine-specific transport protein-like
Exons: 7
Coding region: 56-1672 (538 amino acids)
Biological process (GO): amino acid transmembrane transport
Source: RefSeq, a predicted model, not a curated record
UCUGAGCGCACGCCCCAGCCGCGACGGCGCGCGCCACGGAAGCUCCCCGCCACCAAUGCAGGGGGCCAUCGCGCGCGCGGCGCUGUGCCCCAAGGCCCGCCGCGCCACGUUCGGCCGCCCGGCGGCACGCGUGCGCCACGUACCGAGAGGCCUCUCCGGCGGCGGCGGCAAAUGGUGCGUCGCGGCUGCCGCGGGCGAGAGGGGGCCCGACGUCCCGGGGGUCACGGACGCGCGCCCGGUGGCUGAAGGGAGGAAGCACGCGGUGGCGCUGCCAAGCGGCGCGCGGAGAGGGAGCGUGGCCGGCGCCGUGGCGCUGAUCGUCGGGACCAGCAUCGGGUCCGGCAUCCUCGCCGUGCCGCAGCGCACGGCGCCCGCGGGCUUCAUCCCGAGCGCGGCGUGCAUGGUCACGUGCUGGGCGUUCCUGGUGGCCGAGGCCCUCCUCAUCGCGGAGAUCAACGUCCACCUGCGCCGGAGGCGGGAAAGGGACGCUAGCCACAGCGGCGGCGGCGGCGGGGAACUGGACCUGGAGGUGAUCUCCGUGAAGAGCAUGGCGCAGGAGACGCUGGGCGCGUGGGGCGGGCACCUGGCCACCGCGGCCUACCUGUUCCUCUCCUACACGUCCAUGGUCGCCUACGCGUCCAAGUCCGGCGAGGUGCUGUCCCGCCUGGUCGCCGGCGUGCCCGAGCCCGUCUCCGGGGCCGCCUUCACCGCCGCGCUCGCGCUGCUCGUUGCCGGCGGCGGCCCAGGCGUCACCGACCGGGUGAACCAGCUGCUCACGCUCGCCAUGAUAGGUUUACUGCUGGCGAUUGAGGUGUCAGCAGUGGCGGUCGGCGGUGGCCUGAGCCUGCCAGCGAACGCCAACUGGGAGCAGGUCCCGGCGGCGCUGCCCGUGAUCAUCUUCACGCUGGUCUUCCACGACAUGGCACCAGUGAUCUGCGCGUACCUGGAAGGGGAUCUCGCGAGGAUCCGGCUGUCCAUACUGCUCGGCAGCCUCGUGCCGCUGGUGUCCCUGCUCGUGUGGGAAGACAUCGCGCUCGGCCUUGCCACGGACCUCACCGGGCCUGGCAUUCUGGACAUGUUAAAGACAGAUUGGAGCUAUACGGUGGUGGAGACCUUCUCGCUCCUCGCCGUGGGGACGUCGCUCAUCGGAACGCUGCUUGGGGCUUCCCAGUUCUUCAUCGAGCAGCUGACCAAUCUGGUCUCUUCAUCAUCAGCCCAGGAACAAGUAAAUAUAAAAGAAAAGAUGAACAAAGGCAUUGUGUUUCGCAAGGAAGAUGGAUCCGGGCAUCCUGGUGUGGCAGCAAUUCUGAAGAAGAACAGGCUCAGCUACAUCGCUACUGGGAUCGUGGUUGUGCCGACCAUGGUCAUCGCGGCUACUGUCCCGGAUUCAUUCUCCAUAGCUACCGACAUCGCAGGCGGAUACUGCAUGACCAUCCUGUACGGUGUUCUCCCUCCACUGAUGGCCUGGGCUAUCGGCUCCAAACUGUCCGGCACGAGCGCCGGACUCGCAGACGAGGAGCUUCCGAAAGACAUGAGGGGGGAGAUGGAAUGGGACAUGAGCAGCGCAAGUGCAAAGCCUGUUCUGGUUGGGAUGGGGGUGUUCUCUGUCCUCAUGGUCCUUGAGCAAAUGUUUCAGGACUUGCUUAGUUUCAACGCCUCUGUAGUUUCAUAAUUAGAUCAGGAAGCUUAUUUUUUGCCGCCAAUGUUGAUCUCGCGUUAACUACCGGUUGACGCAAGACUGUUAGGCCGGCGAUGUGAAUUGCAGUAGUGUGCCAUACAUGAAGGGGUUAGUCUAUGUGUUUUGGGGGUGUACUGCCAGUUUGGCCUGUGUUCUUUACCUUUGAGCCCAUUGCGCUGCUACUUGCGAAA